AUGCCUCUGCCGAGGACGGCUAUUGUGACGGGGAGUGCCCGCGGCAUUGGGAAGGCGAUCGCCCAUAGACUCGCCUCAGAUGGCUUCAAGGUCACCAUCUCCGACCUCCCCUCGAUGAAGGCCGAGGCCGAAGCAACGGCAUCGCAGAUCGCCGAGGCCACCGGCUCAGAGACCCAUGUCGCCCUGGGCGACGUCUCCAGGCGCAGCGACGUCCAGGACGUUGUCGACUCGCACGUCAGCAGCCUGGGUCCGCUGUACGCCAUGGUGGCGAACGCCGGCAUAUGCCAGGUCAAUCCGGCCGUGGAGGUGGGGGAGGAAGAGUUCCGCAGGACGUUUGACGUCAAUGUCGGCGGCGUCUUCAACUCGUACCAGGUUGCCGGGAAGCAGAUGAUACAGCAGGGUACGGAGGGGAGGCUAAUCGGGUGUGCGAGCAUUGUGGGGUUCAAGCCCUUCCCCCUGCUCACCCCCUACAGCGCCAGCAAGUUUGCCGUCCGCGGCCUGACGCAGGGCAUGGCCAUGGAGAUGGCGCCGCAUGGCAUCCGCGUCAAUUGCUUCUGUCCGGGCAUCCAUGCAACGGCCAUGUGGGACUAUAUUGACCAUCAUCUCGGCCGCCUCAAUUCACUGCCCAAGGGCGGCACCAUCCAGAAAUUUACUGAUGAAUAUAUUGCCCUCAAGAGGACGGGCCAGCCCGAGGAUGUGGCUAAGCUGAUUGCCAUUAUCGAUACACUUAUCGCCACUCUCCACUCUCUGAUUCUCCCGCUUCAGCCUCGAGCUCGAAUUCUUUCAUGCAAAACGUCACCUUGGAUGGCUCAGGCGACGGCUGCAAAUCCGCGGGUAGUCGACCGUAUAUCAUUACUAUGCACUGACGUUGAGCUGCGAUUCUACUCCGUCAUAGGUGUGUCACCAAAUACAUAUACAAUGGCAAAAUCAAAGGCCUCCAAGCGCAAGAGGGUCGCCCAGACCGAACAACCCCGCAAAAUACCAAAGAACGCCCUCUCCAGCCCGCCUCCCGAUGGCAGCGCCUCCGACACGCCCGUCGAGCCCAAGAACCUGGGGACCGUCGUACCGGACGAGGAGCUGGAGAUAACCAUCGACACCCUCAAGACGCUGUCUCAGUACCCGAGCCUGAUCAAGACGAGGCAGUGCAGGGAUGUACGGGCAGCCGUGUACGACUUCCGCCAGUCGUGCACGACGGGCACCAACUCCGUCGACGGCGGCGCGGGGACGAACCUGACGGGCCGGAUAACGGGGGCCCUGGCCGACGGCAAGUUCACGGACGCGCGCAUCCUCCUGUCCGAGAUGAGGAUACGCGGCGAGGAGCCGAAGCUGGGCGCGCUGUGCAGGUGGGUGCGCGAUCUCGACUUCAUCAGCGGGCUGUCGACGCAGCACCGGGUCACGCAGGACGGGGAGCUCAUCUCCGUGCUAGACUCGGUGCUGCGUGUCAGCUGCCCGAUCGACGCCAACCCGACCGCAGUCGUCAACCCGUCGUCGCCCAUCGCGCCCCAGCCCAUCUGGGACCUGGGACCCGGGCCCGGCGUGGCGCGCGAGCAGGUCUACGCUUCCGUCCUGGACAAGACCAUCUUGGACGCCGCGCCUGCCUCUCUCCGCGACUCUCUGCGCGUCGUCGAGAGGACAGAAGGAGGCGACCGCAGGCCCCCCAACCAGUACCCCGCCAUCGUCUACACGACGACGCCCGACGCUGUCACGCUCGCUGCCGAACCCCCCUCCUCUACGUUCCACGAGCAUCCGCACGUGCCAGGUCUCGGCCUGGCCAAGAACGUCCUCACCCACGACGAGUGCAGGGCCAUCAUCGCCGCCGGCGAGUCGGUCGAGUUCAUCCCGGACUCGCCCCUACGCCAGGACGGGGAGACGUCCAUCCUCGCCCACAACUUCUACUGGGUAGUCGACACGGCCUUCCACGACAAGCUCUGGUCGCGCGUGUCGUCGCUGGUCCCCGGCGAGGUCGGUGGCCGUCUCGCACGCGGGCUGAACCGCCGCUUCCGCGUCUACCGCUACGUCCCCGGCGCCGAGUACAGGUGCCACAUUGACGGUGCCUGGCCGCCGUCGGGUAUCCGUCCGGAUGGCGCGUACGUGUACGACGACUCCCCCGCCGACAGGAAGCAGAGCUCUCUCUUCACCUUCCUCAUCUACCUCAACGACGAGUUUGAAGGUGGUGAGACGACCUUCUUCCUCCCCGGUGUGAGAGAGGGUUCCUUGAACGCCUACCCUGUGAGGCCUGUCAUGGGGAGCGUCGCCGUCUUCCCUCACGGCGACUCGAAGGGUGCGCUUCUACACGAGGGGACGGGAGUGCGCAAGGGGGCAAAGUACGUUAUCAGGACCGAUGUCGAGUAUGAUGUCGAGCCUUCUAUUCGAGAGUCUUGA
Molecule: messenger RNA, 2382 nt
Organism: Geosmithia morbida
Lineage: Eukaryota; Fungi; Ascomycota; Sordariomycetes; Hypocreales; Bionectriaceae
Product: Short-chain dehydrogenase
Exons: 4
Coding region: 1-2382 (793 amino acids)
Molecular function (GO): iron ion binding; oxidoreductase activity, acting on paired donors, with incorporation or reduction of molecular oxygen; oxidoreductase activity, acting on the CH-OH group of donors, NAD or NADP as acceptor
Source: RefSeq, a predicted model, not a curated record